Molecule: messenger RNA, 915 nt
Organism: Emericellopsis cladophorae
Lineage: Eukaryota; Fungi; Ascomycota; Sordariomycetes; Hypocreales; Bionectriaceae
Exons: 4
Coding region: 1-915 (304 amino acids)
Biological process (GO): protein quality control for misfolded or incompletely synthesized proteins
Cellular component (GO): endopeptidase Clp complex
Molecular function (GO): ATPase binding; serine-type endopeptidase activity; ATP-dependent peptidase activity
Source: RefSeq, a predicted model, not a curated record
AUGCGGGUCCUGAGUCACGUCACGACGCGGCGGCCCGACCUUCUCCAAACGUCGGCCAUUGGAGCAGCUCUGCAACGUCCUACCAUCCCCAUGAGCUUCAACAUGCGGCUACGCCCAUCGUUACUCGCCCCGCUUAGGCGGACGGCGCCGCCUAGGUAUGCCCGCUGCUUUGGACAUUUUACCUCUGGGGGCUCCGCCAGCGCAGCACCUGCCAUGAACAUCCCCAUGCCAUAUAUCGAAGAGACAACGGCGCAAGGACGAAGAACAUGGGACAUAUUCUCGAAAUUACUACAAGAGCGCAUCAUCUGCGUCAAUGGCGAGAUCAACGACUAUAUGUCGGCAUCUGUCGUCUCGCAGCUGCUCUGGCUAGAGUCUGACACCCCCGACAAACCGAUCACCAUGUAUAUCAAUUCGCCAGGAGGAUCUGUUACCUCUGGCAUGGCCAUCUACGAUACUAUGUCAUAUAUCAAAUCACCAGUGUCGACAGUUUGCGUGGGCGGCGCUGCAUCGAUGGCGGCUAUCCUUCUUGCCGGCGGGGAGCCUGGCAAGCGCUGCGCCCUCCCGCACAGCAGCAUCAUGAUCCAUCAACCACUGGGUGGCACCCACGGUCAGGCUUCUGACAUCCUCAUCUACGCAAAUCAGAUCCAACGUAUCCGCGAGCAAUCGAAUCGCAUCAUGCGACACCAUCUUAACACCGCUAAGGGUUUCGAACGGUACUCCCUAGAGGAAAUCAACGAUCUGAUGGAGCGGGACAAGUAUCUGUCCACCGAGGAAGCGCUCGAGCUCGGUGUUAUCGACGAGAUAUUCACCAAGAGAACUGAUAAGGACGGCCCAGAGGGCGCGGGCAAGCAGGAUCAGAGUAGGGCUGGCGAAUCCAAGGGCAGCAGCCCCGUGGAAUCACCAUCGAAGCAAUGA